UCAAGUGCUUUUGGUGGGCCCGGGGUUCGUGGUCCCUGGUCCUCCGCACUGUCCCAGAGCCGCGGGUCGAGCGUCCUCCCCCAGUCCGGGAGCGACGCUGAGUGGAGCGGCCGAACACACGAGAUGUGGAAGCUGAGCCGGGGCCGGGUGCUUCUGGACGAGCCCCCUGAAGAGGAGGACGGGCUGCGCGGGGCACAACCGGCUUCAGCAGCUGCCCCGGCGCCGGGAGCAAGUCUCAGAGGCUGGAAGGAAGUAACUUCUCUGUUUAAUAAAGAUGAUGAACAGCAUCUGAUCCAGACGUCCAAAUCUCCCAAGUCCAAAGGAAGUAAUCUACGACUAAAAGAGGAGUUGAAGGCAGAGAAGAAAUCAGGAUUUUGGGACACUUUGGUUCUGAAGCAGAACACCCAGCCUAAAAAACCAGACCAGAUCGAAGGUUGGGAGCCCCCGAAACUUACUGCUGAGGACGUGGCAGCCGACAUCGAGGACGGGAGCAGCAGCUGCCCACCCUGGUCCGGCUGGGAGGAUGAUACCAAGGGCUCUACCAAGUACACCAGUCUGGCCAACUCGGCCAGCAGCUCCCGCUGGAGCCUCCGCUCAGCAGGGAAGCUGGUCAGCAUCAGGCGACAGAGCAAGGGCCACCUCACAGACACCUGUGAGGAGGUGGAAUGAGCUGACGGACUUUCACUGUGACAUCAUGUUGCUUCUAGGGUUCGCCAAGCCUUGGUGGCCUUCUACUAGUGCGCCAUUCAUUUGUUGAGCCCUCUCAUAGUCAAAGAAAGGGAUCCACUGAGUCGCUUGUGUUCUGUGCUCAGUGACCCACAUGCGCCACGGCUUCCUGGGGACAUCCGGUAGCCUGACUGCAGAAACACCGCCCCCUGGGUGCGUGUCUGUUGAAGGAACUUGUGCUUCGCCGGCACUGUCCCGUGAGACAGAACAAUGACUCGCAGCCUCCUCUAAGUUUCCCGCCAGCCUCGGUCAUCUUGUCUCUGCAUGUGACAUGCGCGUGAUGACAUGAGUGUGAACGUGGCCUCAGUGGUACCUCCUCCCCUUGUCAGAACACAAGAGCAUCUCCCAGAGGCGACGGCCGUUCAGCUUAACAACAGGUUCAUUUCUCCCUUAUUAAGACAGAAGCGAAACAGAAUCUGGCUGCUGGAAGCAACUGAGGUGGCUUGAAGUAGAAUGUCAGGGCGUUCUGAGUGGCCCGACUGCUGCGGAGGCGGAGGAACCUCCAGUGUGAGCUUGGGUGGCAACGGGUUCUCUUACGGAAUUUUAUUUUUGCUUUUGAACUUUUAAAUACGGGAUCUUUAUUUUUUUUUUUUUCAAAACAUGUUGAUUUUCAAACUUAAAGAUGAGAGAAAUCCUAUGAGUGAAUUCCGGUCACCCAAUAAUCUUAGCUGUGCCCCGAAAACACCAACCUGCUCGCUGUAGGGUUAAGACUAUGUAUAACUUACUGAAGUGCCUCUUUUCUAUUACUCUCAGAGGUUUAGUUUUUCAAAGUGAGAUACUUUUAUGAUUGACGUUAAACCUGUAAGAAGUGUUCCCCCCCCCCCCCAACCUGCUCUGCCUGUCUCACACUGCUGACUGUCCCUGCUUGUGGGCCUGUGGAUUGACAGGGUUGGAACCUCCAUAGGGGGCAUUUAGCAACAGCUGGUGCACGUUGCUUUUGUUGUUCAGUUAACAGUGCUCUGAUGGAGGCGGUGUAUUUCUCCUUUUUGGGUUAAAAAUGAACACCCUCCCAUCACACUGCCCUUGAGUUUGUCCGUGUGAGCAGUGUGCUGCUCCAUGUACCUGGAUGUCCCACUCAGUGUUUCCUGUGGCACAGUGGAGUGGCCCGGUGCAUACGUGGUGUGGGAGCAUCUAUGUCUUUAAUGGAACAAGUCUGCUAGAUAUGUCCGUCCACAUGUCUGUACGCCGCCUCGCUAGCCAGCCACCUGUCUCCAUCCUCCUGUCCACACAUCACCUGAGCUGUGCAGUUUCGAAAAAUAGAAUAAGUUUACCUAAUGAGUUUUGAGAGGGCUUUACAUGGUUUCAAAUAAAAAAUUGUUAACACUUA
Alexandromys fortis (reed vole) is the source of this 2053-nucleotide messenger RNA. RefSeq names its product testis development related protein (gene Tdrp). Gene Ontology annotation, cellular component: nucleus; cytosol. The record is from RefSeq and is a predicted model, not a curated record. Gene Ontology annotation, biological process: spermatogenesis. The transcript is spliced from 4 exons. NCBI's taxonomy places the organism in Eukaryota, Metazoa, Chordata, Mammalia, Rodentia, Cricetidae. The coding region runs from base 124 to 669 and encodes 181 amino acids.